AUAUAUUCGUCGUAUUUUAGAUAUUUGGACGUGUUUUGUGGCGGAUUGAAGAAGACCGGAAGUCAACCUCGCUGUGUUUUCUCGGCCACAGUGAACCAUCUUUGCGGCGACUAUGAGAUAAACACAUACUUUCAUAUUCGAUGGUUCUUCCGUUGCUGUUGUAUCCAAACUGUCGUCGUAGUCGUUGCUGCUAAAGAUUUCUAGCUUUUUCAAACGCCGGUGGUGCUGCGCUUGAAAGACGUCAUUCUGGUUUUGUUGUGGAUGGAAUUUCACCUCGUCGUUUCCCUGUCGCUAGUGUCAAAGAUAUUACAUAAUAAUGUGGCGGUAAGCCAUUGACUUUGGCGUAAGACUGGUCUGUUGUUAUAAUUACGCGUUUGUCGCCGUGGUUCGUUUAAAACGUAAAGGUAGCCGUAGUUAUACGUUACAAUGGGGAUCAACCGGGUCUACAUUAGCAUAGGAUAUGCUACAUUCGGAACCCUGGUUGGACUGUCCGCUUUCUUGGUCUGGAAUAUUGCUUAUCAGCAGCCAUGGACGGCGGCCAUGGGAGGCCUGUCUGGAGUGUUGGCGCUCUGGUGUCUGGUCACACACGUCAUGUACCUGCAGGACUACUGGCGCACGUGGCUCAAAGGACUCCGCUUCUUCAUCGCAGUUGGUGUGCUCUUCUCCAUUUUUGCAGUGACCGGCCUCAUUACCUUCCUCACCCUUGCCAUCACACAGAAGCAAUCUCCCACUGACCCGAGGAGCCUCUACCUCUCCAGUGUGUGGAGCUUUCUGACUCUGAAGUGGUCGUUCCUGUUAUCUUUGUAUUCCUACAGAUACCGUCAGGAGUUUGCAGAUAUCAGCAUCCUCAGCGAUUUCUAGUUAGGAUUGAGAGAAUGAUUUUAUAGAUGAGUGGACUGAUGGAAGGAUUUUGGCUGUUUGCAGGAGCGGGACAAAGAGCUUUUGUAACGACUAGGAAAAACAGACGUGGCUAGAUAAAAAAAGUAAUUUGACCUUUACCACACGGAGUUUCACUUGUUGUUCAUGCUUAACUCGUCUUGUGUUUAUAUUGUAACCUGUUCUCCUACUUUUAAUGACCUACAAAUCAUAUUUCCCAUGUCUGAAGACUGGAACUGUUGGAGGCAUGUUGGUAGAUUAUCAGACAGAUUUUAUCUUGGGGAUUUUUGAAACCUAACAUGUUAAAGGAAAUCCACACCAUGACAUUUUAAUCCAAUUAGUAGUUGUUAAAAUGAAAAUGCCCUCAAAGCUGAACUAAAGUAAAGUAAAACCACUUAGCUGAGACCAUGCUGAUGCUAUGAAGUGGACAUUAUAUGAUUGGCGUGUCGCUCUCCAAAAUUAACAUUUUUCUUAAAAAUUAUCACUGUCUUAGUAACUUAAGUUUGUUUUUUAGUUCCUUUGAUUAUAAGGCAAGCAAUUUGAGUGCUUUUUAUUUUGUCGACCACUAUUUUGAAAAAGUGCACUCACAAUUGCAGCUUUUUUUGAAACAUUAGUAAAUGUAUGAUCUUAAGAAGGAAGUGUACGAUAUACAUACUUCAUACUAUUAUGCUCUUGUUUCAUUUGAUCUGAAUAGUGCAGCCGUAUAUCAUGUCCCCGAAAAAGGUUUUGCUGUGGAAUUAGUGCUUUUCAUCUUUUGUCCCACCAGGGGGAGACAUGCUUAUUCUGUAUGGGGUCCACACACAUUCCUGUGUAGAAAGAAGAAAUUGUUAAAUAAUUGCACUUUACCUUUGAUAUUGAUGACCUUGUUUUGCACACUCAUCCUGUUACAAUGGAGAACAAAUGUUUCACAUGCUGUCAUUAAUGUCUCACCCUUUUUAAUGUUGAAAUACACUAUUUAUAUAGUAUGUAUCAUGUACACCUACUAUAAUUUGUGUCAAGUUUAAACCAGGCUAUGUGAGUGGUUUAGUUCCAGCUGUAGCGUAUGUCUACCUUCUACCAUAAAACAUGUAAAGUUGUCAUUUUGGUUGGGAUUUUGAACUGAAUGUAAGAAUGCUACCUGUAUAUAGAAAUGGAACCUAUUAAAGAUGCAUUUAUUGUUAA
Messenger RNA from Solea solea (common sole), 2037 nucleotides. RefSeq names its product solute carrier family 48 member 1a (gene slc48a1a). Gene Ontology annotation, cellular component: plasma membrane; lysosomal membrane. The coding region runs from base 427 to 861 and encodes 144 amino acids. The transcript has 3 exons. NCBI's taxonomy places the organism in Eukaryota, Metazoa, Chordata, Actinopteri, Pleuronectiformes, Soleidae. Gene Ontology annotation, molecular function: heme transmembrane transporter activity; heme binding. Gene Ontology annotation, biological process: heme transport. The record is from RefSeq and is a predicted model, not a curated record.